GGGGGGCACAGCGAGACGACAGAGCCAGGAACAAGAUGCCCAUGAAGUUUAAUCUCUCUUAGCCUUAAAAGAAAAACUGAGGACUAAAAGUUAUGGAUCCUUUAUACUUUUCCAACACAUUUAGCCCAGAAGUUAGCUCCAGCAAUGUGAAUUCCUCACUGCUGACUAGUGUGACAGAGAAUGGGACACUCUCAGAGCAGCCCUCGUUCAAAUACAUCCACAAAGUCCUGAUCCCCAUCUGUUACCUCCUGGUAUGUGCUGUUGGACUCAGUGGCAACACGUUGGUCAUUUAUGUGGUUUUGCGCUAUGCCAAGAUGAAAACUGUCACCAACAUAUACAUCUUGAACUUGGCUGUUGCUGAUGUGCUCUUCAUGCUGGGCCUGCCAUUCCUGGCCACCCAAAAUGCCAUCUCCUAUUGGCCUUUUGGCUCCUUUUUGUGCAGGCUGGUGAUGACUGUAGAUGGUAUUAACCAAUUCACUAGUAUUUUCUGUUUGACUGUGAUGAGCUUGGACCGAUACCUGGCUGUGGUUCAUCCCAUCAAAUCAACCAAGUGGAGACGUCCCAGGGUGGCCAAGCUCAUCAGCGUGACUGUCUGGACAUUCUCAUUCUUGGUGGUGCUUCCAGUCAUCAUCUUUUCAGAUGUGCAGGAAGACUUUCACACCUGCAACAUGAACUGGCCAGAGCCUGUCAACAUCUGGUCAGCAGCAUUCAUCAUUUACACGUCAGUCCUUGGGUUUUUUGGUCCUUUGUUGGUGAUCUGUCUCUGCUACUUGCUGAUUGUGAUUAAAGUCAAGUCUUCAGGGAUCCGAGUUGGGUCUACGAGGCGCAGGAGAUCAGAGAGAAAGGUGACCAGGAUGGUGGUGAUCAUUGUGGUGGUCUUUGUGUUUUGCUGGCUUCCAUUUUACAUGAUGAACAUUGUCAAUUUGAUAUUCAUCCUGCCAGAAGACCCUGUGUUGGUAGGAGUGUACUUCUUUGUGGUGGUCCUGUCCUAUGCAAACAGCUGUGCCAACCCCAUUCUUUAUGGAUUCCUUUCUGACAACUUCAAGCAGAGUUUUCAGAAAGUCCUGUGCCUCCGAAGGGGCAAUGGUGUAGAGGAUGGUGACCCCAUUGAACACAGGCAGGAGAACAGCAGCCGCUUGCAGGAAUCCAUGUUAACCCAGAGAAAUAUUGAAUUCAAUGGGCAUAUGCAGACCAGCAAGGUCUAAGGGCAUGGUUUGGGACUGCAAAGCUCUUGUAGACCUUGGGGACUUAAAGGAGAGAUGUAUUCAUAGCAAAGCGAAAAGCUAAGACCCACAAGCUCAAAUAAAGGUACAUAAAUGUCUCUUCACUCCCCUUCCUUUCCCAGCUAAAAGUGUUAUGGGUUGCACUGGGCUGUGAUGGUGCUUUGGCCCUUAUGGUGUUUCAGCUGCCUCAGGCGUGUGCUGCCACUUUCUGUGCCUGGAGACCUGAUCUACUGGUGCACACUGCUGGUUUCCUACUGCUCUGGUGAUGGAAAGCAACACUAAACCUGUUUUAACUACCUUGCUCAGCUGAGUUUAUGGCUGUUUUGCACUGUUUGGA
Molecule: messenger RNA, 1560 nt
Organism: Apus apus (common swift)
Lineage: Eukaryota; Metazoa; Chordata; Aves; Apodiformes; Apodidae
Gene: SSTR5
Product: somatostatin receptor 5
Exons: 2
Coding region: 93-1205 (370 amino acids)
Biological process (GO): regulation of insulin secretion; cellular response to glucocorticoid stimulus; neuropeptide signaling pathway
Cellular component (GO): neuron projection; membrane
Molecular function (GO): somatostatin receptor activity; neuropeptide binding
Source: RefSeq, a predicted model, not a curated record